AUAAAAUCUAGAUGCCAUAUAUUAUUCUUACUUGUUCUAAAGUCUUUAAUAAAAAUAGUCGGUAUUACUUGGACAAGGAGCAAAACAAUAUGGAAAAAACUCUUCUAUUCUGCAAAAGGCGUGCAGCGCAUCGUUUUGGCUUCUUGCAUCAGAGCUGACUGUUCUCAUCCAACGGCUGUUAUUAAAACAAUCCAACGGUUUUGGCUAAAUCCGUGACGUCUUUAUAUAUCGAACCAGACCACCAACCCAUUUCCUCAGCUACUACUGUUGAAGCGAUUCUCACUAAAACCCUCGAACACAUCGCCUUUAUCUCUUUCUCUAGAUCUACUCGCUAUGGCUACUAUCACCGUUGUUAAGGCUAGACAGAUCUUCGACAGUCGUGGUAAUCCCACCGUUGAGGUUAGUUUCUCCGAUCACUUUUGUAUUUCCCAGUCACUUUCCGGCUUUGUACAGUAUUCGUGACGGAUCUGUUUGUUUGAUGACUAUCCGAUGCUAAAACCACUAUUCAAUCGUUUUUUUGUAAACCUGAAUUGAUCUAGUAGUCGUACGUGAAUGAGAUUUGGUUUUUGUGAACGAUGAUCGGUGAUUUGAUCUCGGCGAUUUGGAUCGUUGAUAUCCACACGUCAAAUGGUAUUAAGGUUACAGCAGCUGUUCCAAGUGGAGCUUCCACUGGUAUCUAUGAGGCUCUUGAGCUGAGGGAUGGAGGAUCUGACUACCUUGGAAAGGGUGUAUCUAAGGCUGUUGGCAAUGUGAACAACAUCAUCGGGCCAGCACUUAUUGGAAAGGACCCAACUCAGCAGACUGCUAUUGACAACUUCAUGGUCCAUGAACUUGACGGAACCCAAAACGAGUGGGGGUGGUGCAAGCAAAAGCUUGGAGCCAAUGCGAUUCUUGCUGUGUCUCUUGCUGUCUGCAAAGCUGGGGCUGUUGUCAGCGGCAUUCCUCUAUACAAGCACAUUGCCAACCUUGCUGGUAACCCCAAGAUUGUGCUACCAGUUCCUGCCUUCAACGUCAUCAAUGGUGGAUCCCAUGCCGGAAACAAGCUUGCUAUGCAGGAGUUUAUGAUCCUCCCUGUUGGAGCUGCUUCUUUCAAGGAAGCCAUGAAGAUGGGUGUGGAAGUUUACCACCACUUGAAGUCUGUGAUUAAGAAGAAGUACGGCCAGGAUGCCACAAAUGUUGGUGAUGAAGGUGGGUUUGCACCAAACAUUCAGGAGAACAAGGAGGGUCUUGAAUUGCUCAAGACUGCUAUCGAGAAGGCUGGAUACACUGGAAAGGUUGUCAUUGGAAUGGAUGUUGCCGCUUCAGAGUUCUACUCAGAAGACAAGACCUACGACUUGAACUUCAAAGAAGAGAACAACAAUGGCUCUCAGAAGAUUUCUGGUGAUGCUCUAAAGGACCUGUACAAGUCCUUUGUCGCUGAGUACCCAAUCGUGUCCAUUGAGGACCCAUUUGACCAAGAUGACUGGGAGCACUAUGCUAAGAUGACCACUGAGUGUGGAACCGAGGUUCAGAUUGUCGGUGAUGAUUUGUUGGUCACUAACCCCAAGAGAGUUGCUAAGGCAAUCGCAGAGAAGUCUUGCAAUGCUCUUCUUUUGAAGGUUAACCAAAUCGGAUCUGUAACCGAGAGUAUCGAGGCAGUUAAGAUGUCGAAGAAAGCAGGUUGGGGAGUGAUGACCAGCCACAGAAGUGGUGAAACCGAGGACACAUUCAUUGCUGACUUAGCCGUUGGCUUGUCCACUGGACAAAUCAAAACCGGUGCUCCUUGCAGAUCCGAGCGUCUUGCCAAGUACAACCAGCUUUUGCGUAUUGAGGAGGAGUUGGGAUCAGAGGCAAUUUACGCUGGAGUCAACUUCCGCAAACCUGUGGAACCCUACUAAAUGGAGCUUUUAGAAGCAAAGUGGUCUUCUUUGUGACGAGGAGAAGAUGACCUGAGUUUGAUCAUUUGCUUUAAUUAAAUAAAACGUUCUGUUUUUGUUUCUUCUUUGUUUGGUUUCUUACGUCUUUUGUUGAACCCUUUUUGGGAAAAGUUACUCAUUUUUGUAAGGGAAACAUGAGAAUGCUCUGCCUUUGUCGAGGACGGUAGCCCCUUAUUUCAAUCUAAUUUCGGCUUUACUCUUUAAUCUUCUCAUGUGAUUGUUAUGAUCUCUGGUGACAUACGAUGGAGUUUUAACAAAAAUAAAAUAAGUUCUUCAUUAUUAUAUU
This is a messenger RNA of Arabidopsis thaliana (thale cress), 2202 nucleotides long. RefSeq names its product Enolase (gene LOS2). Gene Ontology annotation, biological process: glycolytic process. The record is from RefSeq and is marked reviewed. Gene Ontology annotation, molecular function: phosphopyruvate hydratase activity; magnesium ion binding. The transcript has 12 exons. Gene Ontology annotation, cellular component: phosphopyruvate hydratase complex; cytosol; mitochondrial outer membrane. NCBI's taxonomy places the organism in Eukaryota, Viridiplantae, Streptophyta, Magnoliopsida, Brassicales, Brassicaceae. Bases 576 to 1877 code for a protein of 433 amino acids.